Messenger RNA from Scedosporium apiospermum, 2337 nucleotides. Its product is annotated as PALB protein. Gene Ontology annotation, molecular function: calcium-dependent cysteine-type endopeptidase activity. The transcript has 4 exons. The coding region runs from base 1 to 2337 and encodes 778 amino acids. NCBI's taxonomy places the organism in Eukaryota, Fungi, Ascomycota, Sordariomycetes, Microascales, Microascaceae. Gene Ontology annotation, biological process: proteolysis. The record is from RefSeq and is a predicted model, not a curated record.
AUGACCAAGUCCGACCCUAAAGAUGCCUUAGAACACGCCAUCAAGGCUGCCGAGCUCUAUAUGAGAGCUUCGGCGGAGGCCAAGACACCAGCGGACCGAUCGCGCAUCAGACGCAAGAUCGAGGAGAUGAUUACCCUUGCCGAGUAUCUCAAGGGCUCAACCGCUGGCGAGGUCAUCCAGCCGAAACAAGACCGCCGGAUACCUCCCCGAGAGAUACUCACUCUGCUCAAGUCAUCCAAGUUGCACGGGUGCGAGUUCCUGCCUUGGCGUCCUUGUCACGGAGGCCCAGAAGUUUUUGCCCAGAAACAGGGCCAAGGCUUGUAUACAGACCCGACUCCCCUCCCGCUGUCUAAGGUACAGCUCGAGAACUUUGACGGCUGGAAGAGGCCCAAAGAUCUACUCCUGUCCUUGGAAUCCCUGUCUCUCUCAGAUGAUGCGGAUAGCAAAAAUGGAAAGUACAUCUUCCGUAUGAACUUCAACGGCUGCUUCCGCAAGGUUGAGAUAGACGACCGCCUACCUGCGGCAAAGACAGACCGCGCCCUUUUUGUUAUCGACAGGCGGAACCCGGCUGUGAUAUGGCCUGCUCUUGUAGAAAAAGCAUAUUUGAAGAUCCGUGGAGGCUACGACUUCCCUGGAAGCAACUCCUGUACGGAUUUGUGGGUGCUCACAGGAUGGGUUCCUCAGCAGCUCUUCCUCCAGCGGGAUGCGCUGAACCUAGAACAAGAAUGGGACACGAUCGUGCAAGCUUUCAAGACAGGAAACGUAAUUGUGACGCUCGGAACCGGUCGCAUCUCACAUUCCGAAGAGGAGGCAACCGGUCUAGUUGGAGAGCACGAUUAUGGCGUCCUAGAAUUAGAUUCCGACCCUGACAAACGGCGAUUGCUCGUAAAGAACCCGUGGCGCACCGGCGAAACCUGGAACGAGUUGGGUUCGACCAGCGUGGCAACUCCACCGGCAGAAGAGCCCGACGGCCCUGUUAGUAUGCACGACCAGACGGGGACCUUUUGGAUGAGCCUCGCCGACGUCACUCAGCACUUCGAGUCCAUGUACCUGAACUGGAACCCGGCACUCUUCAGACAUAGGCAGGACAUUCACUUUACCUGGGACCUGGCCCCGAGGAAGAACAUGUCCGGCACAGUAGUAGACAAUCCGCAGUAUUCCAUAACUGCCGGAGCCGACGGGUCCGUUUGGGUUCUUCUCGCGCGCCACUUUACCGACGAGGAGAUGGAUCUCAUCCGGAAGCGGUCUCAAAGCUCCGAUAAGACGGGGCUCGACAUCGGCUUCAUGAGCAUCUACGUAUUUGAAGACAACGGGAAGCGAGUGCCCAAGCUCACCAGGAACCUUUACCACGGACCCUUUGUAGAUUCCCCGCAAACCUUGUUAAAGUUCAGGGUCGAAAAGGGCAAAUCCUACACCGUCGUCCCCGUCCAGGAGAAACUACCAAUGGCAAAGUGCAACUUCACGCUCUCCUUCUUCGCAAACCAAACCCUGGACGUCGCACCCGCCAAGAACCCCAUGCGCCACAACACCGACAUCCCCAGCUCAUGGACUCGUCGAACCGCCGGCGGCAACUCGGGCUCCGUAAACUACGGCACGAACCCUCAAUUCAGCAUCACCCUAACCCGCCAAUCCUCCCUCUCCCUCCUCCUCUGCACCGACAACCUGGACAUCCCCGUACACAUCGACCUCGUCUGGGCCAACGGCGAACGCGUCGGUCCCUCCCUAGCCAUCAAGGACGUGCUCGCCGAUUCCGACGCCUACGUGCGCGCCUGCGCCGUUCUCGACGUUCCCUCCGUCGACCCCGGAACCUACACGGCCGUCUGCUCGACCUUCGAAGCGGGCCAACUCGCCGACUUUACAUUCCGCGUUGGGUCCUCCGCUCCGCAUAUCGUUAGGACGAUACCCGCGGAAGGAUCCGGCCGUCUCCGCACCCAGCUUACCCCCUUCGUCUUCGCCGAGGGCGAAUCCUGUCUGCGCGCUCCGCUGCGCGUUAGCCGCCUCACGAGGAUGUGCGCGUCCGUGCGCCGGACCGCCGUGCCGAAUAACACCCACGACCUCGGUCCGAGACGGUCCUCGACCCCCCUGAAGAUUUCGGUCGUUACGGGUCGCGGACCGAGAGAGGUUGUUCUUGGCGUCUCGGGCCAGGGAGAGUUUACCGAGCCGACGGCCGGGCUGAAGACUGCCGACUUUGAUGUCGAGCCUGGGAGGGUGCUUGAGGAGGAGGGGUUGUGGGUUGUUGUGGAGAGGGUGGGUGGGAAUAGAAGUCGGGAGACGUUCCAGGUUGAAUUAUUGGGAGAUGCGUCCAUCACCGCUGGGAGGUGGGAAGAUGCGUCGUGA